This is a messenger RNA of Dermacentor silvarum, 711 nucleotides long. RefSeq lists its product as uncharacterized. Bases 1 to 711 code for a protein of 236 amino acids. The record is from RefSeq and is a predicted model, not a curated record. The transcript has a single exon. Lineage: Eukaryota; Metazoa; Arthropoda; Arachnida; Ixodida; Ixodidae.
AUGACCAAGUACCACCCGUCGUACGCCACUACGGUGUCUGCAGACGCAAGCUCAUUCGGACUCGGCGCAGCUUUGCUACAGACGCAACCCUCUGGACAGUGCUGCCCAGCCGCGUCCGCUUCGAGGUCAAUGACCGAGACCAAGCAGCGUUACAGCCCCACGGGAAAAGAAGCUUUGGCAACAACGUGGGCUCUCCGAAGGUUCGACGAGUUCGUCCGUGGCAUCACCUUCGACGUCGAGACUGACCACCUGCCACUCGUUUCACUUCUGGGCAAGAUGGAACUGGACAUGUUGCCGCCUCGUAUUGAGAGACUAUGGCUGAUGACCAUGGAAUAUCAGUUCCGUAUGCUGCACGUGCCAGGAAAGCUGCUAGCCGUGGCCGAUACUUUGUCGCGCAUCACCCACAAGGCAGCCACUUCCCUAGGCACUACCGAACUUUUUGCAGCACAGGUAGUCGGCUGCACGUCGGAAGUCUUGUCACUCAGUCCUAAAGACGUGCGACAGGCACAAGAGUCUCAUUGCGAGUGCAAGGCACUUGCCUCCUACUGCCAGCAUGGUUGGCCGAAAAAGUCCAAGGUACCACUGCACCUCUCAAAGUACGCCUCUGCAGCAGAAGAGCUCUCUGUCUGCGACGGUGUUCUGCUGGAAGGCGCCCGGAUAGUCAUCCCACCGUCCCUUCGGCCGGCGGUCUUGACGUUAUUGCACGAAUGA